AUGCCGUCAAACAUCCAGGUCUUCGUUAAAUGGAAGGAUCAGACAAUUUUUGCCGGGGAGAAUGUGGAAUGUACCAUCACGUUUAAGAACGUGGCAGAGACCAAGUCGACCGCCAACCCUGCAGGCGAAGGCCACCAGCGCAAGACGUCUCGAGUCGCGAACCACACCAGCAACAAUAACUCAGACUCCUUUCUCGGCUUCAAAUCGCCGCAGGGUCUCUUCUCCGGUCGGCGAUCGUACUCUAUCAGCUCUCAAAGAAAACCCUCAAACCAUCGUGCCGCCUCGUCCCUGAGCACCCCAACCAUUGCUUCCCAUAGCUUCCCGCCCGCCAGCAACCCCUCCUCCACCCCCCGAAGCUGGCAGCCCGGCCACAGCCAUAAGCGAUCGGUAUCGAUUCUUUCCAUUGAUAGCGAGGGCCAAACAGAUAGUUCGCCCUCGCCACACUAUAACAGGGGCAAACCUGCCAGGGGACAUGGACGAUCAGCUAGUCUGCAAAUUGUUCCCAGGAGGAAUGAUAGCUACGAUGAUUCUUACAGGAAAGCGGCGAGAGCUCCCAUGCGUGGCCUACCACUCACAGAAUCUCCGAGCGAGUCUGCUGCCCCCGCUACCCUCAAAGUUGACACCAACAAUAUUGGCCGCCCAGGUCGUCCUGGAUCCAUUGCCAACAGCCCCGUCGGCCCAGCCGAGUCCUUGCGCUCUGCACGCCGACCUCAAUUACCCUCCUUCGAUUUCAAAUUCCCACCAGGUCCUCCAAACGAAGCCCCAAACAAUCGCCCUGCUCUGACCCCUUCGCCGAAAUCUGAACGAAUCCCAUCGCCAUCAAAAGCUCCAAGAGAUGUAUCAGGGGGCGUUCCCCGUCCUCAUCAACAGCUUGCGCGUGUGAUUUCGGCCACGAGUGUGAAUGGAAGUAGCCGAAGCAGUGGAGAGUUCUAUUCCAUCAGUGAUCAUUCAAGCGAAACGUUAGCAUCCGAAUACACGAACUAUUCUGCGCAAGGCUCGCGUGCUCCCCCUUCUGUUCGACAUGCAAGACACUACUCGAGUGCUGUGACCUCUUCGAUGAAGCCCGCAGACAGCCAGGCGCUGUUGAUGGGCUAUGCGCAAGUAAGUGCAUCAUUUACCGUAGACGGGUCGCUUGUAAACCAAUCCGUUUUUGAUGAAGUGAAACGCAAAGGCGUUGUCGGUGGUCAAGCUGGGUCUGGUGGGCUACCGGGACGACCAAGUUCAGCCAGCUCUGAGCGCUCUCGCAAGGGAGGUGGAUUUUGGGGUGCACUCAAGUGGACCGCUAUUGAAGAUUCGAUCAAUGGUCUUUUGUCAAACAAUGAGCUUGAUGGCCUUCGCGAAAUGCGUGGCGUGGCAUCCUCACGCUCAAUUCCCCUACUAUCUACUCCACAGUCACUUCUUUUCGUUGACUUGCGGCUGGCACCAGGAGAAGAGCAGUCAUAUUCAUUCUCAUUUUCGCUUCCUAGAGGACUCCCGGCGAGUCAUAAAGGAAAAGCUAUAAAGAUAUCUUAUAACCUGGUCAUUGGAACCCAGCGACCUAGUGCACCCAACGAUACCCAGCGAGUCAAUCGCAUCAAUAUCCCAUUCCGUGUAUACAGUGGAGUGAACGACAAGGGAGAUGUGCUAGGACAUGAUUUGAUGUCACCAUACGUGCUCCUGCGAGACGAAGCGAAGGUCCAAAAAACUGGGCCCGCUGCACCAGUCGUUCCAAAUCCCCAGAGCCUAAGUGGGUUAUGGAACUCUGCUGGUGAUUUCCUCUCCUAUGUGGAUGAAAUUCUUGACCAGCGUGCGCGCUCAAACACACUUUUUCCACCGGGUGCUCUCCCAGAAAGACGAGCGAGCUACGAUGGACCUGCCCAAGCGCUCUCUUGCAAGGACAUCAUUGAUAUGGCUAUUCUUCGCAGCAAUCAGGCCAUUCAGUCACGGCGCAGUCCCAAUAGGUUUGAAAUUGCUCGUGAUGGAAAACGGAUCGCCGUGGUUGUUUUGAAUCGCCCCGUGCACAGAUUAGGUGAAACCAUCGUUGCGACUGUCGAUUUUGGCAAUGCUGCUAUCCCUUGUUAUGCAGUGCGAGCGUCCCUGGAGACGUCAGAGAAAGUUGUCCCUACUUUGGCAGUCCGAUCAAACGCCAGUAUUCACCGGACUACUCGUCGCAUUCACGCGUCAUUAUUCGAGAAUACCCUGUACGCCACCCGUGUGGUGUUCAACCCUGCUAUCCCUAUAUCCGCUACCCCGACGAUUCUCACAAGUGGAGUAACGCUCGAUUGGGACUUGCGUUUUGAGUUCGUAACACCGAACACUCUGAAUGGGGACGGUCAAGGGCCUUCGGGCACUAAACUCCUUGAGACCAUGUCCUCUGAUGACCGUGGAAAGGUACUUUCAGCUAUGGAGCAUUUGGGCUGCGAAUCUUUUGAAAUAUCUAUCCCGUUGACUGUCUAUGGAGAAACAGUACGGGAGCAGAAUCCAGAAGAAAAGGAAGGAUACGCCAUUUAA
Messenger RNA from Penicillium angulare, 2490 nucleotides. Its product is annotated as putative intracellular protein transport protein (Sat1). The transcript is spliced from 3 exons. Gene Ontology annotation, biological process: retrograde transport, endosome to Golgi. The record is from RefSeq and is a predicted model, not a curated record. NCBI's taxonomy places the organism in Eukaryota, Fungi, Ascomycota, Eurotiomycetes, Eurotiales, Aspergillaceae. Gene Ontology annotation, cellular component: Golgi membrane; Ric1-Rgp1 guanyl-nucleotide exchange factor complex. The coding region runs from base 1 to 2490 and encodes 829 amino acids.